Messenger RNA from Botrytis cinerea B05.10, 1826 nucleotides. RefSeq lists its product as hypothetical. The coding region runs from base 266 to 1198 and encodes 310 amino acids. Gene Ontology annotation, molecular function: methyltransferase activity. Lineage: Eukaryota; Fungi; Ascomycota; Leotiomycetes; Helotiales; Sclerotiniaceae. The transcript is spliced from 10 exons. The record is from RefSeq and is a predicted model, not a curated record.
GGCCGCACCACACAGACUAUGAAAGGUUCAGCGAAUAGCAAAUUAGAAUACAUGGAUGGUUGCACAGUAAGAAUAUUCAGUUUCAUCUAGUAUAUGGAGAGAGUGAAUUGUAUGGGUCGCCAAUUUGCGUGAAAAACUAAACUGAACAUUGAACCUCGACAACAUAUGCUAUACAAUCUUUGACCCCGCACCAGCUGCCUCAAAUUAGAUUUGUAAAAGCAACAAUAGCACGAAGUUUAGUCAAAACACCUUAUAAAGAACUAACAUGGCGAGCCAUCCCGAAUCUCAGACAGUCGAAGUGGAUAACACUUAUUUCGAGACUGUGACAUACCACAAUCGACACUUCCAACAGUAUGCCAUAACGAACUUGUCUUACUUCCAGCCUAUCGAUGAGGACGAACUAGAAAGAUUGCGUGUUUGGCAUGCAAUCCUAAACAGAGUUUUCGACAAUCGUCUUUUGUUUCCGACUUUGGGCAGACCUAGAAGAAUUCUGGACUGUGGCUAUGGAACAGCCAGCUGGGCCGUCGACGUUGCUACACAGAACCCAGGAUGCGAGGUUAUAGCGAUUGAUAUCUAUCCGUUCCAGCCAGAAACUGUACCUGAAAACUUGUAUUUGCAAGUGGACGAUCUCAACAACCGAUUCACUUUUCAAGCCCACAACUUCGACCUUGUCCACAGUCGAUUAAUGUCGGGCGCUAUACAUGUGAAUAGAUGGGCUGGGUACCUUCGUGAUAUGCUUCGUGUGCUUCGACCUGGAGGAUGGUGCCAAUUGGUAGAGCUGCAUCAUAACGCUCAAUCAGACAAUGGAAGUCUAACAGAGGCCCAUGCUCUUAGACAAUGGAGCACUAGGUACAAUGAGAGCCUGAACGGCGUAAAAGAUCUUCGUGUCGCACCCCGACUUCCAGAAAUGAUGAGAGCUGCAGGGUUUGUCGACAUUGAACAUAGGAUGAUUCCCCUCCACACUUGUGGUUGGUCAAGCGAUGCCAGAGACUACGAUAUUGGUACUGCCAACAGAGAAAAUGUCCAGCAAUUCUUGGGUUCCAUUGCGAUUUAUCCAUUCGCGGAAAGACUAGAGAUGCCGAUCCAAGAUGUUCAACUUCUUGUAGCGCAGGCUCGAGUAGAGGCCGAUGACCCAUUAUUGAAGGCGUACUUCCCUUUGUAUGUAUGCAUCGGAAGGAAACCUCGCUCGCGUCGAUAGCUCGCAGGCGUUGAUGUGUAACUUACAGGCACGUUUGAGCACUUGUAUAGUCUGAAAGGCCCAGGAACUAGAUAGCCCAAACUAGAAUGUUAGCAGGGGAAGAGGAAGAAGAUUUGAUUGCAUUCAAGACGCUCGAAAACGGGAUUGCAGAGAAAUCGAUGAUGUUCAGACAUGGGAGGAUAUUUAGGCACAAUGAAGAUUGGACGUACCUAAUGAGAACAUACAUCGGCCGAUCAAGUGGCAGGCUUCAUACUGGAAAGGAACAGAGAAUUGUUGGAUCUUUGUGUUUGUGAAGUGAGGUUCUUUGGUGUUUUGUGAGGGCUUUAGUGUUUUCUUAUCGUGCCGCGACUUGCUUGUUCUUUCCACAAUGAGAAGAAAGAAGUAAGCAGUUCAACUACCUCCUACAUUUUCGUCGGCCAUCCUUCUCAUGAGCUAUUUCCAAUAACGAAACUCAAAAUUUAUCUUCAAAAUUUGUCUCAUGUAAAGUCAUGCUAUCCUGGGCCAGAUUGUAGAAUAUAUGUAGUGAAGAUGUAACCAAGAAGCUCAGCGUAAGUAGUGAGUUCCCUGUCAACCCAGCCUUUCUAUCCAGUAUGAUUGGAUGAAUUGUGUUAGAGAUCGCUAGAUGGCA